Molecule: messenger RNA, 7663 nt
Organism: Cannabis sativa
Lineage: Eukaryota; Viridiplantae; Streptophyta; Magnoliopsida; Rosales; Cannabaceae
Product: putative disease resistance protein RGA3
Exons: 5
Coding region: 1397-4129 (910 amino acids)
Biological process (GO): defense response to other organism
Molecular function (GO): ADP binding
Source: RefSeq, a predicted model, not a curated record
UUCAAAAAAAAAAAAAAACAAACAACAUAUGUUGCUUCUGUUUUUAGUAAGUAAUUGGCCGACAAUGGCCGAUGCUGUGAUCUCUCAAUGGAAAAGAAAGCCAAAGUGAGACUGGUGAAGUUUUGAAAAAGGCUCAAGUGAUGGAGGUUAGAUUCUGUGAUAUCCUCUUCUCUUGUCUUCAAUUUCAAAUUUCAAUGUAGCAAACAUAUAAGUCCUAAAGUGAUAAUCACUCAUCAUCGCCUUGACAUUGCUAAAGAGAUCCAAACCCUAAUUACGAAACUAGAUGAAAUCACCUUAUGUUUGGACAUAGGAGAACAAGUGUUGAUUAUGCUGUUGAAAAUUGAAAUUAAGUGUUGCUUAUAAGGAAACUUUGAUUGAUAGACUAAGGCAAAGUGGGAGUGACCAAGAUGACGAAAAACCCAAAUCAUCCCCAUUGUUGGAAAAUGGGAGGAAUUGGAAAGACUACUCUAGCCAGAAAUGCUUACAAUGAUGCUGAAAUUAAGACCAUUUUUGAAGAUAAAAUGAUUUGGGUUUGUGUCUCAGACCCAUUUGACAUUGGUAGGAUUGCCAAUGAAACUAUUAAACAACUCACUCGUCAAACCCCAGCUGUCAUUAGCUUAGAGUUGCAGUUGCUGAUCGAUGAGAAGAAAUUUGUGAAUCUGUGAAGGAUAAGAGGUUUCUAUUGGUACUAGACUAUGUGUGGACUACUGACUACAAGAAGUUUUCAAGAUUGGUGGUGUUGAAACUGGGAAGUACAGUUGUGGUGACAAUGCAGAAUGAGGAGGUGGCCAAAAUGAUUGGAGACACAAACAAGAUUUGCAUGGAUAAAUUGGCUGAAGAAGAUUGCUGGCUGUUGUUAAGAGAAAUAGCACUUUCUAACAGGAUGGAACAAGUGAGGGAAUAUUUUGGCACAAUCGAUUGAAAAAUUGUAAGUAAAUGCAAUGACUUAUCUCAUGCUGUGAAGACUUUUGGGAGUCUUUUGCAUGUUAAAGAUAUUGAAGAUUGGCUUGAAACGUUAACAAGUGAAUUAUGGGAGUUAAAAAAUGUGGAGGAAAGGAAUGAAACAGGGGUUGUGGGUUGGAAAAUGAAGGACCCUUUGAAAAUAAUGCCUUUGUCUUGAAUCCUUAGAAUUAUCAUGGUCUCAAUAUCUGGAAUCGUUGCCUGACUUCUUGGAGUCAACAGUCAACACCAUUGAAGAAUUUGAAGAUUUGGUGUUGUGAUAUCCUACAUAAAUCUUGCCAAAAGGAGAAGGAAAAGAUUGGCACAAGAUUCUUCAUGUCCCAAACAUUGUUAUCUCAAACAGAUGGAAGGUCAAACUUCCGCGGCGGACUAAUGAUAAUGAAGAAAAUUGGCUUUGGUCAUUCGUCAAUAUGGUGAAAAAAAAGUGAAGCUGGUAAUGGGAGUCGAUGGAGGAGUUGAAAACCUUGAAGCAAAUCUGAUAGCCAUCAAAGCAGUUCUUACAGAUGCUGAAAUGAGACGAUGGAAUGAAGAAGCUGUGAAACUCUGGCUUGAAGAUCUCAAAGAUGUUUCCUACGACAUGGAUUCUGUCCUAGAUGAGUGGAACACUACCAUUCUCAUGUCAGAAUUAGACCAAGGAGGUAACAGAGCUGAAAGUAGUACCAGUCAGAUUACUAAAACCAAGGUUUGGUGUUCUAUUCUAUUCUCCUGUUUUAAUUGUACCAAACUAAGUCCUCCAGUGAUCAUUUAUCGUCAUCACAUCGCUGAAGAAAUCCAGAGCUUAAACCAGAAACUAGGGAGGAUCAACGAUAGAAAGAACAUGUUUGGUUUUAGAUCAAACACGAUUGGCGAUACUAUUGAACUUAGGUGGCCAGACUUCACCACCUCCUUUCUUGAUGUGCCUGUGAUUUAUGGUCCAAUGGACAAUAAGAAAAUUCUGAUUAAUCAAUUAACACUGGGUGGGAGUAGCCAAGAGGAACAGGGACUCAAAUUCAUUCCCAUUGUUGGAAUGGGAGGGAUUGGAAAGACCACUCUAGCCAGAAAUGCUUAUAAUGAUCCUGCGGUGAAGACUCUUUUUGGGGGUAACAUGAUUUGGGUUUGUGUUUCAGAUCCAUUUGAUAUUGGUAGGAUUGCCAAAGAAAGUAUCGAACAACUCACCGGUGUAAUCCCCACGGUCAUAGGGUCAGAGUCACUAAUGAGAAAGUUUCGUGAAGCUGUUAAUGACAAGAAGUUUCUACUAGUACUAGAUGAUGUGUGGACUACCGACUAUAGUAAGUGGCUUUUACUAGUGCAAAUUUUAAAGCUUGGCGCAAUUGGAAGUAGAGUUGUGGUGACUACACGGAACGAGGAAGUGGCUAAAAUGAUUGGAGAUACAAAUAAUAUGAUUUGUGUGAACAAAUUGGGUGAAGAAGAUUGUUGGUUGUUGUUAAAAGAAAUAGCACUUUCCAACAAGACAGAACAAGAGAAGCAAAAUUUUGAUGCCAUUGGUCGAAAAAUUGCACGUAAAUGCAAUGGCUUACCUCUUGCUGCCAAGGCCUUAGGGAGUCUUUUGCGUGUUAAAGAUAUUGAAUAUUGGCAUGAAAUGUUGAGAAGUGAAAUCUGGGAGUUGAAGAAUAUGGAGGUAGAGCUUUUCAACCCAUUGUUAUUCAGUUAUUAUGAUUUGACUCCUGUAGAAAGACGAUGUUUUAUGUAUUGUUCCAUCUUCCCUAAAGAUAAUGUGUUUCGAAGAGAUUAUUUAAUACAACAAUGGGUGGCUCAAGAUUAUUUCAAGUCAAUGAACGAUGGUAAGCAUGAAGAUGAACAAAGAGGUCUGGUGUGUUUCCAAAAUUUAGCUACACGGUCAUUUUUUCAAGAAUUUGAGUUUGAUAAUUAUAACUUCACUAUGGAAUGCAAGAUGCAUGAUAUAGUACAUGAUUUUGCGUGUUAUCUCACAAAAAAUGAAUACUCCAUUGAACUAAUUUCUGAUGUUGAAAAGAGAGUUGACUUGGAUAUUCGUCAUCUCAACUUAAUUUAUGUUUCUUCAUCGGUGACUCCAACUUUCUCAAAUCUCAAGAAGAAGAAUUUGCACACUCUUAUGGUUACGUGUGAUUCAAUGUUGACAGGUUCGAAUAAUUCACUGAGUUCCUGCAUGUUCCCUUAUGAUCUCUUGGAUUUGAAACGUCUGAAGACAUUAAUUUUGAAGGGAGAAUCAAUGAAGAUUCCAGUAAGUAUCGGUGAUUUAAUACAUUUGAGAUAUUUUAGUAUUAGAUCUUAUGAUAUCAUAGAUGUGCCACCCACGAUUGGAAACUUGUUUAAUCUCCAAACGUUGAAGUUUUAUUGUUGUAUUACUGAACUUCCUGAAGAAGUUGGAGAAUUGAUGAACUUAAGACACCUUCACUUAAUUAAAGGGUGUACUAAAAGUUUGCCGAAAAGUAUUUGGGCCUUGACAAGACUUCAGACAUUGGAUAUUGGUGGUAGUAUAAAGGUAGGGGUCCUAGGGGAUAUUCGAAUCUUGAACAAUCUUUGUAUUAUUCGUUUGGAAGGCUUAGGCAAAGAGGAACACAAGGAAGAGGCUAAGGAAGCUCAACUUCUUAACAAAAAAGCUCUUGUCCAUUUGCAUUUGAAAUUUGAUAAGGAUUCUUCAGUGAUGGAUACCCAUGAGAUUGUACUGGAUUCUCUGCAACCACAUCAUGAAAACUUAAAAUCUUUAAGAAUUGAGGAGUAUUGUGGCCUGCUCAUUUCUCCUAGUUGGAUGUUAUCAUUGACUAAUUUGAGAAACUUAGACUUGUAUGGAUGUUUUAACUGCAUCACAUUGCCUCCUUUGGGGAAACUCCCAUGCCUCGAAUCGCUUUGUAUUGAUAGUUUUCCUGGUUUGAAGAAGAUUGGGUCUGAAUUCUUGGGAGAAGAAAAGGAUAGCAAGUCACUGUUUCCGAAAUUGGAAAAAUUUGAAAUCAAUUUUGCAGAUUCGUUGGAGGAAUGGGUAGGGGUGGCAGGGUGGACAGUGAAUGGCCCUUUGAAAAUAAUGCCUUGUCUUGAAUCUUUGGAAAUGUCAUUUUGCGGUUUGUUGAGAACAUUGCCUGACUUUCUGAGAUCAACACCACUGAAGAAUUUGGUGGUUGCUCAAUGUGAUAUUCUAGAGAAAUCUUGCGAGAUGGAAAAGAUUCGCCAUGUCCCAAAUAUUACUAUCUGUUAAAGCUAAGGAUCCAAAGAAUUAAGGAAAGGGUUGGCCCCAAGUUGAAGCAGUUCUGUCUUCUUUCAUGUGAGUAAAUUUUCUACCAUAUGCUUUUAUAGGAUCCCUUCGUACUUUAUAAAUUACAGUAGGGGUGUUCACAAAUUAUCCGAUCCAAUCCAAUCCGCACGAUCCAAUCCAAUCCAAUCCGCAAAAUGCGGAUAUCCGCACUUGUGCGGAUUGGAUUGGAUUGAAAAAACUAAAAUCCGCACUUGUGCGGAUUGGAUGUUGUUUGACCUCAAAAAGUAACCGAUCCAAUCCAAUCCGCACUUAAUUAUAAAUUUUUAAAAAAUUAUAAUAUAUAAUAUAUAUUAAUUAAAAAAAGACACAAACUUCUAAUUUCUUAAUCUUUUUUAAUAAUAUAUUGAGUUGGUGCAUUUUAUUUAUUUCAUAAUAAAAAACACAACAAAAAUAAUUCUUAUUAACAUAGACACAUAUAUAAAUUUAAAUAUAUAUACUAACUUAUUUAUUUUAUUUAUUUUAGUAAUAGAUACAUAUAUAUUUUAGUAUAAAUCUAAAGAUAAGUACAUAUAUAUUGAUAUAUGUAUAUUGGUUUGAUUUGUAUAUAAAUAGAGAUGGAAAUAGAUUAUUAUUGGAGUUUAAGAAACAAUAGUUUUUUUUUUUAAAAAAAAAUUUUUCUAUGAAAUAUUAAAUAAUUUAUUAUUAAAAAAAUAACCGAUCUAAAAUAACCGAUCCAAUCCGCACUAUUGCGGAUCGGAUUGGAUUGGAUUUAAACUCUUAUGCGGAUCGGAUUGGAUCCAAAAUAUGAAAUCCGCACUUAGUGCGGAUUGGAUGUUGUUUGACCAAAAAAGUGCGGAUUGGAUCGGAUGAACACCCCUAAAUUACAGUGUCUAAGAUUUUAUUGGAUAUUAAAUUUGAGUGUUUCUUUAGUACAAGUACAAAAUUUGACAAAAUAAAUUCUAUUAGGAGUCUCAUACUCUCACAGUGGUUGAACUAAUCAUAUAGAGUACUGAGAAAUUUGGAGAAAAAUAACUCUGUUAUUUUAUUUAUGUGUAUAUACAUCCUAGAAACAAUCAAUAUCAAUAUAUCAAUAUAAAGGAAAGCACAAAGGGAAUUUAGGUGGCAACCUAUUAUUUUUUCUUCUUAUUUUUUCUAUUUUAUCACACAUUCUCUUAUUUUAUUUGAGAAAUACACUAUACAUAUAAACUAAAAGUCCCACAUCAUUUAAAAAUCGUUUAGAAGUUAUCCAUGUAGGUUAUAAGUAGUAGUUUUAUCACUUUACUUUCUUUUAUCUAAAAAAUAUUAUUUUUUUACGAGUAAUUGAAUAAUUUCUUACUCAAUAUUUUUUUUAUAUACAUAUUUAUUUAUAUAAGUAAUUAUUUAUUUUUUAAUAAUUAACUUUGUAGUAAUAAUUUUUAAUUUUAUAUAUAUUUAUGAAAUAAAUUUUAGUUUAAAAAUUUUAUUUUACUAUUCUAAAUUUUUAUAUGUUCGAGUUAAAAAUAAUUUUUUAUAGCUAAAAUUAAUUUACCAAUCAUCACUAUAUAUAUAUAUCAAUAUAUCAAUCAAUCAAUAUAUCAAUAUAUAUAUAUAUAUAAAGGAAAGCACAAAGGGAGUUUAGGUGGCAACCUAUUAUUUUUUCUAUUUUAUCACACAUUCUCUUAUUUUAUUUGAGAAAUACACUAUACAUAUAAACAAAAAGUCUCACAUCAUUUAAAAAUCGUUUAGAAGUUAUCCAUGUAGGUUAUAAUUAGUAGUUUUAUCACUUUACUUUCUUUUAUCUAAAAAAUAUUAUUUUUUUAUGAGUAAUUGAAUAAUUUCUUACUCAAUAUUUUUUUUAUAUACAUAUUUAUUUAUAUAAGUAAUUAUUUAUUUUUUAAUAAUUAACUUUGUAGUAAUAAUUUUUAAUUUUAUAUAUAUUUAUGAAAUAAAUUUUAGUUUAAAAAUUUUAUUUUACUAUUCUAAAUUUUUAUAUGUUCGAGUUAAAAAUAAUUUUUUAUAACUAAAAUUAAUUUACCAAUCAUCACUAUAUAUAUAUAUAUAUCAAUAUAUCAAUCAAUAUAUAUAUAAAGGAAAGCAAAACAAGAGUUUAGGUGGCAACCUAUUUUUUUUUUCUUCCUAUUUUUUAUAUUUUAUGAUACAUUCUCUUAUUUUCUUUGAGAAAUACACUACACAUAUAAACAAAAAGUCUCACAUCAUUUAAAAAUAGUUUAGAUGUUAUCAAUCAAUAUAUAAAUAUAUAAAUAUAUAUAUAUAUAUAAAGGAAAGCAAAAGAAGAGUUUAGGUGGCAACCUAUUUUUUUUCUUCCUAUUUUUUCUAUUUUAUGAUAAAUUCUUUUUUUUUUUCUUUGAAAAAAAAAAUACUACACAUACAAAUAAAAAGUCCCACAUCAUUUAAAAAUGGUUUAGAUGUUAUCUAUGUAGGUUAUAAGUAGUAGUUUUAUUAUUUUACUUUCUUUUAUCUAAAAAAUAUUAUUUUUUUAUGGGUGAUUGAUUAAUGUCUUACCCAAUAAUUUUUUUUUUUAUAAAUAUUUGUAUAAGUAGUUAUUUAGUUUCUAAUAAUUAACUUUGUAUAAUAAUUUUUAAUUUUAUUUUAUAUAUUUAUGAAAUGAAUUUUAAUUUAAGAAUUUUAUUUUACUAUUCUAGAUUUAUAUAUUGUUAAGUGAUCGAAUUAAAAAUAAUUUUCUAUAACUAAAAUAUUUUCUCUUAUAUAUAUAUAUAAAAAGGAAAGCAUAUUUUUUUUUCUUCCUGUUUUAUUUUAUUUUAUGACACAUUCUUUUAUUUUCUUUGAAAAAUACACUACACAUACAAAUUAAAAGUCUCACAUCAUUUAAAAAUCGUUUAGAUGUUAUCCAUGUAGGUUAUAAGUAGUAGUUUUAUUAUUUUACUUUCUUUUAUCUAAAAAAUAUUAUUUUUUAUAGGUGAUUGAUUAAUGUCUUACCCAAUAAAUUUUUUUUUAUAUAUUUUUUGUAUAAGUAGUUAUUUAUUUUCUAAUAAUCAAUUUAUAUAUAUAAAGAAAAGCACAAAGGGAGAAAAUAUUCAAACGACACCACAAAACAAAAUAUAAAAACUUUAAUAAAAAAUAGUUAAACUAUUUUUUUGUAUUAAGCAAAAAAAGUCUAGAUAGUCUUUUAAAAAUAACUACAUCAUCAGAUACAAGGUCAGUUUAUUAAAUUUAGAAAUAGUUAACUUUUUCAUUUAUUUUAUUAUAAAAGUACAUGUAAUUUCUUUGUUAAUUUUACAAUCUUUAAUGUUUCUCAUAAAAUCACUAUCUUUCUAUAUAUUUUAAAAAUAGUAAAUUAUAUUUAUAAUUUUAAUACUGUUACUUUGUUUAUAAUAACACAAAUUAAAAUAUUAUAUUUUAGAUUAUAUCACUCAAUAUAAUUGCAAUAUAUAUAAAGAUUACAAAAAUUAGACAACACCGCGCGAAGCGCGGCUUAGUUUCCUAGUGUAUAUAUGUAGUGAAAAUACAAUCAAUCCCAUAAAUACAAUAACAAAAGAAAUUAACACAUUUAAUCAAAAAAAAAAAAAAAAAAAGAAA